Molecule: messenger RNA, 5249 nt
Organism: Gigantopelta aegis
Lineage: Eukaryota; Metazoa; Mollusca; Gastropoda; Neomphalida; Peltospiridae
Product: paired box protein Pax-6-like
Exons: 11
Coding region: 520-1944 (474 amino acids)
Biological process (GO): anatomical structure development; regulation of transcription by RNA polymerase II
Molecular function (GO): RNA polymerase II cis-regulatory region sequence-specific DNA binding; DNA-binding transcription factor activity, RNA polymerase II-specific
Source: RefSeq, a predicted model, not a curated record
ACCAAGACUUUCCAAGUCAUUGCAACGGAAUGCUGAUGAAAUUGAGACUUUAACACGUGAAUUGUCAUUCUUUUUUCGCUCUGUGAUGUUGAAAAAGUCUCGACCGUAAGAACUAAGAAGAAGAAGAGAAAAAAGUUUUUAGUUUAAAAAAAAAAUUAACCUGACCAUUCUCUCUUGUGAAUUCGAAUUAAUUGGAAGCCAGUUUGCCGUAAACAACGACUUGGCCGUUUCUGUGUUUUCGUCUGUCACAUACUCUUUUCCAACAACAACAACAACGACGACGACGACAAAAAGCCUUGGAUACUAAAACGCCGUUAUAGACAAUAUUUUCUGAAAACUUCUACAUCUAUCUGUAGGAGUGGACGCUUAGGGCCGAGGAAUCUGAAUGGGUCGGCACGUACUAAGUCAGGAAUAGUGACACGGGCGGCGAAAGACAAGUGGCGUGCAAAUCAAACGCCUUUUUAUUAAGGAAUAUUUCGAGACGUUUACAAACUGGAGAUUUUACAUUCACGGGAAGCAAUGCCCGCUAAAGAGGAAGAAACGAGUCCAAACAGCGCCACAGCCAGCGAGGCAGGCAGUCCAGGCAGCAACUCCACCAGUCUACUGAAAAAACACAGCAGAAAACGAGGGCACAGCGGAGUGAACCAACUAGGGGGAGUGUUUGUGAACGGCAGACCCCUUCCGGACUCCACGAGACAGAGGAUCGUAGAACUUGCACACAGCGGAGCGCGUCCUUGUGAUAUUUCGAGAAUCCUCCAGGUUUCAAACGGGUGUGUCUCCAAGAUCUUGGGACGCUAUUACGAGACGGGGUCGAUCCGGCCCAGGGCUAUUGGAGGGAGCAAACCCAGGGUGGCCACCAAUGACGUGGUCGGACAUAUUGCAAAGUUCAAACGAGAGUGUCCGUCAAUUUUCGCGUGGGAAAUUCGAGACAGGCUCCUUUCAGAUGGCGUCUGUAACCAAGAAAAUAUACCAAGUGUUUCCUCCAUUAACCGGGUGCUCCGAAACCUAUCAAGUGAAAAUCAGAAAGUCAUGGGUCAGGGUACGAUGUACGAUAAGCUGGGGUUGCUGAAUGGUCAGGGCUGGCCCAGGGCGAACCCCUGGUAUACCCCGAGUCCUGUGAUGCAUGGCGGUUUAGGAGGACCCAGUGCUUACUCGGUUCAUCAGGGAAGCUCACCCAUGAUACCCGAGAAGAAAAAUAAAUAUAACGACAGCAGCAGCGUGGGCUCGCCUGGCAGCACGAGCGAUGUGAACGGCGAGAACGAUGAACAGAUGAGGAUGCGGUUGAAGCGCAAGCUGCAGAGGAACAGAACGUCGUUCACGGCGGCACAGAUCGAGUCUUUAGAAAAAGAAUUUGAAAGAACUCAUUAUCCCGAUGUGUUUGCCCGAGAGAGACUUGCUCAAAAAAUAGAUUUACCGGAGGCCAGGAUCCAGGUUUGGUUUUCUAACCGGCGAGCAAAAUGGCGUCGUGAGGAAAAGUUACGGAAUCAACGUCGAGAGGUUGCGAACGGCGCGACACGUUUACCAAUCAACAGCAGUUUUACAAACAGCAUGUAUCCCUCCAUCCAUCAGCCAAUAUCAUCCAUGACUGACAACUACAGUGCUAUCCCGACAGUGCCCAGCUACUCCUUGUCUAACAACAGUUUUACGACGAACCCCGCCUGUCUCCAGUCCUCAGCCAGCGGAUCCUACUCGUGUAUGUUGCCAGAUUAUGCAUCAAGAGGUUACGAUCCCCUGUCGCUUGGUAGCUAUUCCCGGAAUCCGUGCAACCCUCCGUCGGCGAUGCAGUCUCAUCAUCUAAGCAACGCCCACAACGGAGCAUCCACAGGUCUGAUAUCUCCAGGCGUGUCGGUUCCAAUACAGGUUCCUGGAGGAAAUCCACAAGAUAUGAGUGCGCAUCACCACAUGUCCUCCAUGACGUCACAAUAUUGGUCUCGAAUCCAAUGAUGCUAAUAGCUGUGAACGCUGAGACAGAAACGUUCUAAGAGACAGAGACUCAGACACGUUAUUUGCUCUUUGCUUGUAACCUGAACAUAAUACUCCACAGACAACCAAUCAACGUAACGCUGUGCUGUACUGACAGUACCACGCGUGACCCAAAUAGUGUGACUGUGUCAGCACUAUGGGACACUUAUGCCUAAAUCGUUCCAAGAGCAUGAACAUGUUUCUUCUGGGAGUUUGAAAAUACUGCCUGCUGGCUCCACAUUUUGUGGUUGGAUCGCAAGGAAGGAUCAAGAAGAAGGUGAAUCGAUGUGACGUUAUAGGUGAAUAUUGACGUCGUAGAAAAUAUGCGACGCCAUUGUCCGAUAUGUGACGUCAUAGAUAACAUGAUUGUGACGUCUUAAACGAAAUCUGACGUCAUACAUGAAAUUUUGAUGUCAUAGAUGAAUGUAAACACCUUGAUACUAUAUAAAGCCUCUGACACCUUGGAACCAGUUCUUGACGAAAACAGAGAGAGAGGCAUAUUUUGUUCUUAUGUGCAAACCAUUGAGAUUCGCUCAAAGACUGUGCUCCGUUUUCAUAAUCCAUCUGAAAUAACUUAAAAACUGGUGUUCCAGAUUAUUUGUACAAUAUCUAACAAUAAAGCAAGAUUUCCUGAUGGGAAUCAAACCUUUUACCUGGCAGUUCAUGGAGUGAUGUUACGAAGUCUACAUCUUUAUCAUUAUUGACGGUAGUGGCGCCUUUUCGGGGGACCAUUACGUACUACAUAAUACAUACUGAAUCAGGAAUGUUACUCAAAAGGUGUGGUUUUGACAUAAUAAUAUGUGUUCAGUAGUUGAAUGGUUGUGUACGUGUAUACGUGUAUAGGUAUGUCUAUGUGUGUGCGUGUGGUGUCUAGCAAUACACUUUGUUAACAGACGUCUGGCUUUCUGAAACCAUUGUGAGAAGACAUUGGUGUGAUGAUAUUAAGACUGGUGGUCGGUCCUUCACAAACCAAGUGUUCCAUAUAGCAGAUCACCGCAGAACGAGUAGCAUUAUGCAUUGUACAGAAUAGACUACUCCUGGGUCCAGUGCAGUCUGUUUAUAUAUAGAGAUACUCCAAAAUCAUGGCUCAAUACUCUUUCAGUCCAAUGGCUGUCCCACAACGAGACGAAGGCGCCCAAUGUCAGUGGUCAUCUUCGUCUAGUUGCUGCGGGCAGACGACAUAAUGACGUCAGCAAAAAUCACUCCACAGAUGACAUAUGCCGUGCUCGUCUACCUAAAACAAGCAAACGAAAACAGAAACAGUCAAUAAAAUAUUUUUAAUUUCAAGUUUAAAUAUGCUACUAUUGAAAACACAUCUUGGCUCGCUAAAGCUCGUCUAUAUUGUUUCAACAAUAACAUAUUCUUUGUGAUGAUAUUUCUGUUAUGUUCUUGAAAGAGCCAGUUUAGCGUAUGCUUUUCGGUGGUACAGACGGACUUGAUUUAUUGGGCACUUUAAUUCAAAACCACUUCAAUAUAACGGGCACUUCAGACAUAUUGCCUCUUAGAUGCAUAUUGUACUCGUGUGUUGAGACCACUUGCUUAUAAAGGGCAUACUUUGUAUUGAUUUGGGCUUGUCUUUUAUAAACGGGUUUGACGAUACUAAGCAUGACAAGAAAAACAAAUGUCACGUGUUUUGCUUGGACCAUUGAAUGCAUUCGCUGAACUAAUUAGUUAUAAUUUUAUACGUCGCAUAAAUUUUGUUUGCAACAAACGGGUCAGUAUCGUAUAGCAAUAUUAACACUAGAUAACCAUGCUGUCACGAUAACACUGUAGACUGUAGAAUCAAUUAGGCAGGCUGCUUUUAAUAAAACAACGAGAGACGGAUCCAAGAUUUAGAAACCAUUUGUUUCAUUUGAAUUUUAGGACAAUCAUGAUACAAAUUAAAGGGGAACAAUAUUUGAAAUUAAUAUAUAUGUAUUUAAACUUGAAUCUGAAGUCAUUUUGGAACAAAACACUAUUGAGUAAUAACAUAAUUAUACUGGCAUUAGUAGAAAAAAAGUCACACAAAAAGGGGCAUUGUGGUCUCAUUUUGGAAAGGAGGGAUCCUACUCUUGCAGGGUCGUACCAAGUCUGCACUACCUAGGAGCCUUUGGACUACACAGAACUUUCUUACACUUAAGCAAAACAUUACACUUUUAACAUAAAAAAGGGAUUUGCCCCCACCCCCAAAUCUUUGGGAGGCAAUUGCCCCUUGUUCCCUACCACACCCCCAUUAAGUAUGUCCCUAUCUUGUAUCCGCAUCUGAUCAUCAACGAUAUAAUGCAUUGGUAUUAAUCAUUUAUCAUUCAAAUUUAUCUCUUCAUACACUUUUCACAUAUUUCAAUCUCAGGCUUGGUUGUUUUGUAUUAAUUUAUCAAACCAUUGUUUCCUUUAAUUUAACUUGUGCUACGUUUUAUUUGCUCACAUAUUUAUUGUAGUAUUGUAUUAUUUUGAGAGACGAUAAUUAGCAACUAGAGAAUUUGUAAUUGUAUGCACGUGCACUCUGUCUAUUUGCACUCGUAACAUUAAACAAAAAACAAAAACACUUUUUCGUACGGUAAAGGUUUUAAAGGUCAAAAUGUUCGUAUUGAACGAAAUUAGGUUUAUUUUGAAAAUAGAUGAAAUUUGAUUAUAGGGAGUAAAUUGGGUUUUAUAAAAUAACUGAAACCCGUAUCCGCUUAACUCCGUGAGACAUAUUUAUAAAAAGCAAUAACAUGAUUUUAAAAAUCGAUGCAAACAAGCACACACAAUUCAUUUGAUUGCAGCGUAAUAACACCACAAUCAAGGCAGGGCAUUUAUUAAUCAUCUUAAUGCUGUUGGGUGCAAUGCUAUUGAUUAACUGGGAAGUUUCAUUUUAUGCAUUCCAUUUUUAACUAUUUCCAUGCUUAUAUCCAAUUAAUUUUCAAGCACGCUAUCAUGGGCACACUCCUUAGAUAUUUCUUCGUAGUUGUUAGUGAGAGAGAAAUCGGUGUAGUGGCCUUACACCUUCUCGCUGAGCAGAAUAAAGCUCGCUCUGGGUGGAAGCCUGUACUGAGAUGCGAACCCAGUAGCUAUCGGUCUUUAAACCGACGGCGUAACCACUACACCAAAGAGGCCGGUGCUGAUAAGCUUACAAAAUGUAGAAUUUUUUUAUAUACGACUUCACUUUCACCUAUUCUCAUUUUCAUUCAACAUGUUCAUCCCAUAUGUUCAAUAUUAACUGCAAUUAACAGUGGGUAUAAUUAUAAUUUUCCUGUAAACAUAUUGGGAAUCGUCACGGCAAAGUUUUAACAGGUUUUAAAAUAAUUCAUUAAAAUGUUUUACUAUUA